Rosa rugosa (rugosa rose) is the source of this 2721-nucleotide messenger RNA. RefSeq lists its product as uncharacterized. The transcript has 12 exons. Lineage: Eukaryota; Viridiplantae; Streptophyta; Magnoliopsida; Rosales; Rosaceae. Gene Ontology annotation, biological process: signal transduction. The coding region runs from base 51 to 2588 and encodes 845 amino acids. Gene Ontology annotation, molecular function: ATP hydrolysis activity; ATP-dependent diacylglycerol kinase activity; ADP binding. The record is from RefSeq and is a predicted model, not a curated record.
UAUUCGAUUAUAUCUGUAUUGAGGUUGAGCCAAAAGUUGAAGGAGAAGGAAUGACACCGGAAGUUGCCGAGUUCCUACGGCACAAGUUCUUGAAGUCCAUUCACGAUGCAGGGUCUGAAUUAUCAGAUUUCAUCUUCAUUCCUUACUUCGCAGCCAUCAAAUGUUUCGUGGAGGAGAUAAAGAUAAACCCAGCGAUAAAAACCCCACUCGGAGUUGAUCUUUGCCUCAAGGCUGUGUCUUUGCUUUACGAGCUUAACGACGCAUUGGCCGACUGCCGAGUCUUCGCAAAUGAGUGUAAGCAUAUCAACAAGAAGCUCUUGCACUUCAACCCUUUCAUGUAUUGUUUCAUCCGAAAGAUGAAGAAGCGCCUCCACGCCAUGAAAUGCAAGUUUGCUGCUUUGGUUGAAGAGGAAAAAUUUUAUUCCACUCUUGUACUUUGUGACCAGACGAGUAUAAUGGCUGACCGGAUGAUUCUAAUUGGUGAUCAGAACGAGGUUGUAUCUCCAGAGCCAAAAGUGAUCAGAUCCGAUGAGCAUGCAGAGGACAUUGAGGGCCUGCUCUUUGGCGGUGACGGAAAUGGAUUUACGGCAAUUGGGAUAGUUGGCAUUGCUGGUGUAGGUAAGACUACUCUGGUGCACCUGGUUUUGAAUAGGCAGAGAGUGAAGGAUGAGUUUUCUCCUAUAAUUUGGUUAUGUUUGUCGGAUAUAGUCAAAGAAAAAGAUGUGUUUACAUAUAGGGUCAGCAUUAGGAUUGUGACCUGUAUUCUUCUAAAGUUGGGGGAGAUGGGUAAUGGCAAUGGUGCCAUAGUCGAGGAGGAGGGAGAUAUCUCUAACCUUGGUUCUCUGACUUCUCUCUUGGAAAGGCUCAACGAACUGUUAUCGGGUAGAAGGUAUUUGAUUGUAUUGGAUGAUGUGUGGCACAUUAACAACUUCUAUUCGGAUUUAGGUAGUACCUUUCAGGAUCGGUUAUCGCAUGCAUUGCCUAGGGGUAGGGGUGGUGCUGUCAUUGUCACCACUAGGAUACCAGAAGUUGCUCAACACAUGGUUGGCACAAGGAAUAUGAUUCUUGUUAAGCCUUUGGACAGAGAAAGCUGCUGGCGUAUAUUUUUGGAGACUAUCAAGGAUAACAAAGAAGUUUUACACAUGUCAACUCAUGAAACUUUGGAAAAGAUUAAGAAUGAAAUUAAGGAUCAAUGUUACGGUCUACCACUGGCUGCUAAGGAACUCGCAGGAAUCAUUCCCAAACGGAUUCGUGACAUUGAGUCCAACCGCUUCUUGAAGGAGAUGUACAUACCUGAUGAAUUGCUUCAACCUGACUUGGAUGUUGAACCUGCUGUCCAUAUACCAAAAUUCCCAGUGCUAGUGUUCAUUGAUAUGAAAAGUAAACAGCCUGGAGAAAAAUUACUUGACAAAUUUCGCUACCAUCUUAAUAAAAAGCAGGUUUUUGCUGUUUUUGAAGAGAAUUCUGAUUACGGGCAAAAAAUAAAGGCAGAUAAUCCUGAGAGGGUGCUAAAGGAUGUUUACAGUACUUUAGAAAAGCUUAAGCGUAAAGGAUAUGCUUUUGCUGAUGGAAUUCAAAAGACGAUGACGAUUAUAAUUGUUGGUCAGGAUUCUGUGGCUAACUGGAUAUUGGGAGUUAUCUGUGAUCUAAAAUUGCCAGAGUUACCCUCCAUUGCUCCAAUACCGUUGGGAGAUAGUUCUCUGAUAAGUGGUAGCAUCUCAAAGUCAUUUGGAUGGAAGUGCAUUUCUCAUGAUAAUCCGACACUGAUAUUCUCCCUGGAAGAUGUACAACGUGCGGAGAAAAUGAAAACUGACAGCUGGCAUGUUCUCAUUAGGAUGAAAGCCACUCAAGAAAUACGAAUACCACAUUCUUUGCAUCUAUUUCGUCCUGUUCAUGAAGGGAAUAUGCAAAAUGCGGAUAAGCUCACACUCUUUGGAGGAUUUUGGAACUACUUCAGCCUGGAGUAUGUUGCUCGCCGAGGAUGUGGAAAUCACUGCUUUCAACCUACUCAAAGGACCUUAUCAUCAGUUGCAUGUAUAAAGGUUAUGAAACAACUUGAUCAGUGGGAUACACUUGAUAUUCCUAGCAGCAUCAAGUCAAUUCUUUGCCUUAACUUGCCUAGAACUGAAAUUAUUAAGAAAGAGCGGAAAGAGAGAGACCUGAUUCCGUCUGUCAUUGAUGAUAGACAUCUUGAAAUUAUUGGUUACAGGGAUGUUUUCUUUCCUCUAAGUGAAGGUUCAAUUCACCUUGACCAGGUGCGGGGACUUCGUUUCGAGUUUAUUGAUGGUGAAGAAGAGGUUGUGAAGAUGACCAUUGAUGGAGCACCAUGGGAAAAUAUCCCCAUUGAUGGUACUGGUAUCACUGUGAUAGAAAUCACUCAUCACUGUCAAGUCAACAUUCUCGCCAAUCCACGUUACGAUUGCCCACUGAAAAGUAUUCACGAUUCAUCACCACCUGAUUCUUCCGAAAAUGAUGAUGAGAACAAUGCUAAAGAUUACCAUGAUCGACAUAAGAAGUUUGGUGCAGCAAGCACUUUCAAACUUGCCUGUGCUGAUGAAGGACAGGCAAGCACUUCCAACGUCCUCUAAUCGUUAGCUGUCUUUGUUUAUAUUUUUGUUAUCCUACCCUGAUUCAAGUUAUUUUUCGCCAUUGACAAGGAAGAGAAAAUGAGUCCUUGUCAAUGGCAACUCAAGCCAAUCAUAUAAAAUUGAUUGUCCUUCU